CAGCCAGCAGAAAUCACGGAGAGCAGUGGACAGGUGCACGCUGACAAAUCUAUAUUUCAGUAAAAGAUUACGGACAUGGCCUUUCCAUCGGACCUCAGUUAUCUCCACACUCCAGCAAAUAAACCCUACAACUACAGCACAGUUGCCGAUGCAGCACGUGAAAAUGCUCAGUUACGUCCAAAUCAAGAAAUAUUAAUCUUUAGAGAAUUGGACGGGUCGCGGUCAAGUUUGACCAAUGCCAGUCUGUACCAACAGGCAGAACAGCUGGCUAGAUACCUUGUGAAACAAGGAAUUAAGAAAGGCGAAACUGUGGCCUUGUUAGGCCCGAAUACACUUGAGAUGGCCAUAGCGACCUUAGGGAUAAUAAAAGCUGGUGGUGUUGUCUUAACUAUUGUUCUCAACAUGAAAAAAGAGGAUGUAAUGGCACAACUUCACAUUGUCAAUGCAAAAUUCAUCUUGGUCGAUUGUGGUAAAAAUGACAGUUUUAUUCAUUCUUUUAAGGCUAUACUGGAUCACUGCGGAGCUCUCACAGCAGAUCCAUCUUCUGAGCAUGAUAUUAAAGUACUUUCUCUGAGAGAAACAGAUUCAUACAAUGUGCCAGUUAUAAAUCAAUAUAUGCUAUCACAAAAUAUAGCAGAAGCCGAACUCCCACAUAUCUAUCCAGAAGACAAUGUGAUAAUAUUAUCAACAUCAGGAAGUACCGGCAUACCAAAGAUGGUUUGUUUUUCCAACUUUGACUGUGCAAACAUCGAGCAACGUUUAUCAGGAAACUACCAGCGUAUUAUUUUCAAUGACAGGUUAUUCUUCUGGGCGUUAGGAUCCAUUAUAAAGUAUAUCAUGCGAAGCGAAACUAGGGUAUUUUUGGAAACAAGUGUGACACUGAACAGUCCAAAUAUAGAUUUUACUUGGCACAUUUUGAAAGAAGAGAGAUGUUCGGACGCUUUGCUUCCGGCUCCAGAAAUCCGCAAAUUACUUGAAUUAUCAAAGUUUGUUGCAGAUGACGGAAUCAGGCUGAAACAUAUAAUUACCAGCGGCCAGAUCAUUGAUAAGUACUGUACUGGAGCAUUGGGACAACUCUGUGAGAAAUUUGUGGUUUUAUAUGGCGCAACUGAGUGUCGAGGCAUCUGCUUGAAAACCAUAAGUGAUUGCAACGAACUUCUUCAGGCUGGAGAUGUUGGUAAACCCGUAGCGGGGGUUGAAAUCAGGGUCGUUGACAACCAAGAUAAUCCCAUCAAAAGGGGUUUAACUGGUAAAAUCCAGGUACGCUCAACGUUGGCAAUGACGGGAUAUGUUUCCAACCCAGAGAAAACAAAAGAGGUUUUUACAGAAGAGCAAUGGUACAGAACAUUCGAUAUCGGUAAGGUAUCAUUAGAUGGCAAUCUCAUUAUACAGGGAAGAGAGAUCGAGGUCGUAAACAGAGAUUCAAAAAGAAUAUAUCCUAGCAUGUUGGAGACCAUUUUUAAAGACAUGGAAGCAAUCAAAGAAGUGUGUGUGGUACCUGUUCCGGAUAAAAAGCUGUAUGAAGAGGUUUGCGUGUGCUUUGUACCUUUCGGCGAACUCACCCCGGAGGAUGUUAAACAGUUUUGCAGGCAAAAUUAUUUCAAGGCGAAAGCUCUCAGCGGGCUUGACGAAAUUCCGUCUUAUUUCUUACAGUUUGAAACGUUAUCGAAAUUAGGGACUGGCAAACUUGACAGAAAGGCGAUACGUCAGCAUGCAACUACAAGAUUGAGAUUGACAAUGGAAACACAAAACUAAACAGCGAUAUGAUAGUAUUAAUAUCGAAAUUAAAAGUACGAAAUAAGUAUAUGAGUGUUCGUUUCACAUGACCUGGAAAACAAUACAAUGUAUAUAUACCUGAUGAAAAGUGUAUGAACAUGUUUGUAUGUGUGUGUUGUUUAAACUCACUCCGGAUAAAAUAUCGCCUGCUAGAUAAGCAAAACGUCAUCCUGAAUUCUAUCAAACGAAAAAGUAUGCAUUACUAUCGAUCUAAUUUUAUGAAGUAUAUCAUUCUUAAAAGAAAUCGUGUUUUCAUUUUUACAAUUAUAUUUCAAUCGGUGUUUGAUAGAUUUACAAAUAUUAUCAGGUGAAUGUCACGAGUGCCGGAUUUAAAAGUCAAAUGUUUGAGUUUCUCAUACCCUCUAAUAAAUUCAGUUUUCUCCCGAGUAUAUCGGGACUUCUGUUUUUCUUCCGAGAUAAGAUAAUGUUCGUCGUCAUCUUGAAAUGAGGCAGA
Molecule: messenger RNA, 2230 nt
Organism: Pecten maximus
Lineage: Eukaryota; Metazoa; Mollusca; Bivalvia; Pectinida; Pectinidae
Product: medium-chain acyl-CoA ligase ACSF2, mitochondrial-like
Exons: 2
Coding region: 76-1755 (559 amino acids)
Source: RefSeq, a predicted model, not a curated record